AUGGGUUCAAUGGCAGGUUUGGCUUUAGGUGACGCUCUUGGUGCUCAUGUUGAAUUUAAAAAUCGAUACUUUUUGCUUAAAUAUCCAGUUACAGACCUUCGAGGUGGUGGAACAUGGGGACUUCGAAAAGGAGAGUUCACCGAUGAUACAUCUAUGGCUCUAUGUCUAGCAAGUUCAUUGGUGGCACAUCAUGAUUUUUUUCCUUAUGACCAACUGGUUCGAUACAAAUGGUGGUCUAAAAAAGGUUACAUGUCUUCAACAGGAGAAUGUUUUGAUAUUGGUGCGUCUACCAAACGAGCAUUGCUUGAAUUUGAAAUCCGUCAAUUUAAUUUUGCUAGCAGUUAUAAUAUUUCUGUUGAACAGUUAGACUAUCUUAAACCUUCGGAAAUUUCAAAAAAUUUUAAUGUAUUCUGUAGUGAUAAGAAUGUAGCUGGUAAUGGUGCUUUAAUGCGACUCGCUCCAGUACCACUCUUCUUCUACCGUUAUCCCAAGUAUGCAGUCCAUUUUUCUGGAUACAAUGCAAAAUUAACUCAUGAUGAUCAACGUGCUUAUGAUGCUUGUCGUUAUUACGGUGCUCUUAUUGUGGCUGCUCUUAGUGGCAAGAGCAAAAAAGAACUGCUCGACGACAAUUUUUAUUCCAAACAUAUAGAUUGGUUUAAUAAUAAACCACUUCAUCCCGACAUUAUGAAAGUCGCCCAAGGAUCUUAUAAAAGAGAGCAUGGAUAUGAUCAAGGUAUUCGAGGCACAGGAUAUGUUGUCAAUGCAUUGGAAGCCGCUUUGUGGGCCUUUUAUUAUGAUAAAGAUUCGUUUGAGAUAGGUGUUCUCGCUGCUAUUAACCUUGGUGAUGAUACUGACACAACAGCAGCAAUCUAUGGUCAAUUAGCCGGUGCCUACUAUGGUUAUGAUCGAUUACCUCCGAAAUGGCUGAAGUAUUUAUACGGUCACGGCUUUAUAAAAUGUCUGAGCAAAUGGAUUGCAUAUGAUGCGGAAAAAUGGAACCCAAAUAGACCACCACCUUUGACGGUGUCUGUUGCUGUCAAUCAACAACAACGAUCAAAUACUACCAUGGACAUGUAUACUACACAACAGCAAUAUUCCAACAUUAAUACAUGGGUUUCUCAACUUGAUUUAUCACAAAUCGAUCAAACACGUUCUAGAAGAAAUGACAAAUCCAAGUUCGAACGCGUUAUUCAGACAAAUGAUGACGAUGAACAAAGUCAGUCCAAGAAACACACUCUAAAUGUAACGCAACCGAAUGGUACUAAUAAACCUCUUACAUCACAGCGUAGUUAUGGUGAUACUGCUAAUUCUCGUCCAUCACGUGUUGUAGAAAGGAAUAUACGUUCCAAUCAUUUAAAACCAUUGCAAGGCAGUACAUCCGUGGCUGUAUCUAAAGGUAAGAGCUUUAUAUUCGACUAA
Messenger RNA from Rotaria sp. Silwood1, 1419 nucleotides. The record is from the annotation of a GenBank genome assembly. NCBI's taxonomy places the organism in Eukaryota, Metazoa, Rotifera, Eurotatoria, Philodinida, Philodinidae.